Messenger RNA from Raphanus sativus (radish), 1059 nucleotides. Its product is annotated as protein BOBBER 1. NCBI's taxonomy places the organism in Eukaryota, Viridiplantae, Streptophyta, Magnoliopsida, Brassicales, Brassicaceae. The record is from RefSeq and is a predicted model, not a curated record. The coding region runs from base 55 to 897 and encodes 280 amino acids. Gene Ontology annotation, biological process: protein folding. The transcript is spliced from 6 exons. Gene Ontology annotation, cellular component: cytoplasm.
UUUUGUUCAUUUCCCCUCGAGCAAAACCCUAGAAACGAAAAAAAAAACCCAACAAUGGCGAUCAUCUCCGAGGUUGAAGAUGAAAGCAGCACCCGACCCUCGAUCUUACCGUUUAGGGCGACACUCGUUUCUUCAAACCCAUUAGCUUUUAUAGAGAAAGUCUUCAACUUUCUCGGCGAACAGAGCGAUUUUCUCAAGAAAUCCUCCGCUGAGGAGGAGAUCGCCGCCGCGGUUAGGGCGGCGAAGGAGAAGCUGAGAAAGCCGGAGAAGAAAGAGAGUGUUGAGAAGAAGAAGAAGCCUGUGGUGAAGGAGAAGCCAACCAUGGCUGCUUCAACCUCAGAGCCAAUUAAAGUGGAGGAGAAGAAACAAGAAGCUAGUCCCAUUGCUCCUAACAAGGGUAAUGGGUAUGAUCUUGAGAGCUACUCAUGGGUCCAGACCCUUCAGGAGGUUACUGUUAACAUUCCAGUCCCUAGUGGCACUAAAGCACGCUCUGUUGUAUGCGAGAUUAAGAAGAACCGUCUUAAGCUUGGUCUCAAAGGCCAGGAUCCAAUCAUCGAUGGAGAGCUCUACCGUUCUGUGAAGCCUGAUGACUGCUACUGGAAUAUCGAGGAUCAAAAGAUGAUUUCGAUUCUGUUGACAAAGCAAGAUCAGAUGGAGUGGUGGAAAUGCUGUGUGAAAGGUGAACCUGAGAUCGAUACACAGAAGGUUGAACCAGAGAACAGUAAAUUAGCUGACCUUGACCCUGAAACUCGCUCCACCGUUGAGAAGAUGAUGUUUGAUCAAAGGCAAAAGCAAAUGGGUCUUCCAACAAGCGACGAGCUACAAAAGCAGGACAUUCUCAAGAAAUUCAUGUCUCAGCAUCCAGAGAUGGACUUCACAAACGCAAAGAUAAACUGAUGUUCCUGUUGUCUGGUCUCUCUGCCAAAAGAAGAAGAAAAAAAAACAGUUUUGUAUGACCAGCUUGUUUUCUUUCCGUUGCAUCCUUAAAAACUUGUUCCUGCUUUUGUUUUGUCUAGUGGAAGACACAGUUUCAUCUCCAAAUAUAUGUUCGGUUUGAUU